Chenopodium quinoa (quinoa) is the source of this 849-nucleotide messenger RNA. RefSeq lists its product as uncharacterized. The coding region runs from base 1 to 849 and encodes 282 amino acids. The record is from RefSeq and is a predicted model, not a curated record. NCBI's taxonomy places the organism in Eukaryota, Viridiplantae, Streptophyta, Magnoliopsida, Caryophyllales, Amaranthaceae. The transcript has a single exon. Gene Ontology annotation, molecular function: zinc ion binding; nucleic acid binding.
AUGGCAGAAGAACUAGCAAAUCAAUGUUCAAAAUUACGAUUGCACGAUCAAGAAAACGAAUUUGUUGAUGUUGGUGAAGUGGAGGACGAUGUUUCUGAGGAACGAAUUGCCCUAAUGCUGGUAGGGCGAUUAAUUACCGAUCGAAAUUAUAAUCUUGAUGCCUUUAAGCGAACCAUGACACAAGCAUGGUCGUUGGCUAGACGAGUUGUGAUCCGUGUCAUUGGAGCAAAACUGUUUGUUUUUCAAUUCUUCCAUUGGAAAGAUCGUGAGAAGGUCCUUGAAGGGCGACCAUGGUGCUUCGAGAACAAUUUGCUUGCUUUAAGUGAGGUUGCAGGGAAUGAGCAGCCAUCAGAUGUUAUGCCAAUGCAUUCUCCUUUCUGGGUAAGACUUGAGAAUUUACCCUUUAAUCGACGAUCUGAUAAUAUUGUUAAAACUAUCACAACAUCCAUGGGAGAACUUUUAGAGAUUGAAAACGAUGAUUUAGGCCUUGACAAAUAUAGGAGAGUCAAACUAAACCUGGACAUAUCGAAACCUCUAAGGCGUUUUGUUAAUAUGAGGGACAAUGAUGGACGGGUUUUGAGAAUUGAUCUGAAAUAUGAAAGGAUGCCUUUCUUUUGUUUGAUGUGUGGAGUGAUGGGACACAGUGAACGUGACUGUCUGAAUUUGCCGGAAGAAGAGCAGAAUCAGGGGCUGGGCUGGAAUCUUCGACUUCGAGCAACUCCUCGCAAAGGGAGACAUAAACUGAUGGAGGAAGUAGAGGAAGUCAAAGCUUGUAGAAAGAUACUUUUUAUUUCCAAACCAGAGGCAAAGAGUGAAAAUAAAGAAGGGGAGGGAGCAGGUUUGAUAUAG